AUGUCCAUGUGGGAAAGAGCCGACUCAGAGACGACUCAGCUGGUGAGCGCAUUCCUCGUGACGCGGCGCCGCGGCGGCCGGCGGGCGGCAGCGGCACUGUCUGUCGGCAUCGGCAGUCCGAGCCGACUCUCCGCUAGCGCCACACCGCUGGUGCGGCGGCGGCGGAUGCGUGGCGCGGGGACCCGCGUGGCACGUGCGACUGCCAGCAGUUCCGUGCCGCAGCGCAGAGCGCCGCACGCGCCGCCAUGCGACGCUAGCCCGAGCAUGCGGCUGCCGCUGCCGCUGCUCGUGCUGCCGCUAGUGCUGCCGCUCGCGCUCGUGCGCCCGGCAGCAGCCGGGAUCUGCUGGUCGGGGAUGGAGCGCGGCGGGCGCUGCAGCUCCGUGGCGGCGCUGCGCGUGGGGCGCGCCGAGUGCUGCGCCGGCGGAGCGCGCGCGCCGGCCGCCUGGAGCCCGCGCGACCUGGACAGCGGCGAGAUAUUCUUCUACAAGGCGCUCUCGGGCGGCGUGCCUUGUACUGCGUGUGCUGAGUCGUGCGCGGGCGUGUCGUGCGGCGCGGCGCGGCGCUGCGUGGUGCGCGGCGGGCGCGCGCGCUGCGUGUGUGCCGCGGCGUGCCGGCGCGCGGGCCCCGUGUGCGGCAGCGACGGCAAGACGUACCGCUCGCUGUGCCGCCUGCGCCGCCGCGCGUGCCGCCGCCCCGCCAAGCACCUGUCGCUGGACUACCCGGGCCCGUGCAGAGUGGGAAGUUGUGAAGGUGUGCGUUGCGGUGGUGAGAAGCGAUGCGUCCUCGACGCGGAGUUGGGCGCGCACUGCGUGCGGUGCGGCGGCUGCAGCGUGGCCGGCGCGCCCGUGUGCGCGGUGGACGGUCGCACGUACGCGGGCGCUUGUGCGCUGAGGAAAGCGGCGUGCGAGCGAGGGAAGGCGCUGCCUCUGGCUUACAAAGGAUCUUGUAUAGCGAACGCGACGUGCGCGCGCGUGCGCUGCGGCGCUGGCCAGCGCUGCGUGUCGGGCGGCGCGAGCGGCGCGCGCUGCGUGUCGUGCGGCGCGUGCCGUGGCGGCGCUCGCCGUUCGGUCUGCGGCUCGGACGCACGCACCUAUGUGUCGUGGUGCCGGCUGCAGCGCGCCACGUGCCACGCCGGCAAGCUCGUCGACCUGAUGCACCCGGGCCCGUGCAAAGAUAAUAAAAAUAUUACGGACAAUAGUGUGAAUGGCGAGAAACACAGGGAGGAUGUGGACACGACGCGAGUCCUAUAGUCAUACACUCUAGAAUUAGCAUUGAAGUGUUACAAUUAAAUAGCUUUGUAGGUGAACGGUGACGCGGCAAUCUGUGAAAUUGGUACGGAUUCCUGUGUGCCUAGUGGCAGUUUCCAAUGUUUUGAUACUGUGAUAGUCACAGUAUCAAAACAUUGUUACGGUUACGCGAUAGUCACGGUAUGGAAACAUUGAAAACUGCCACUAGGCACACUGAACAAGAUAUGCUCCAAAAUAAAACAACGGAGUGGGAGAGGAGUUCAAUAGUCUGCUAGUGUUAGGAAAAACGACCAUAAUAUUUUAGAAAAACGAAAAAUUUUAAACUGUUAUCCUAAGACUUGUUUCGAUACUACAAUAAAGUUUUACGGAGAUAAUCAUAUUCAUUUAUAACGCGGGAUUCGAGCAAGUUUUUCUAUGUAUUCCAGUCGAUAUGCCAGUUUAACAAAGCGAAAUUUUCGUAGUGACUUGUUAUAGAUUUAGGGAAACUCUUGAAUCUGAUGCACAUUUUUCGACUAUUGUAGAUAAAUAAUGUCUUACUAGCUAUAAAUGAAUAACACUUUACAUUAUUAAAAUUGAGCACCAAAUUGUACUUACUUAAUAUUUAGUCAAAAUGUUAAAGAUAGAUCUGUAGUUAGCACAAUAUUCGGUAUUUGUACGAUGUAUGCGUGAACUUCUAAUCUAGAAAAUCCUAAUUUCUCUCUUGUUGAUGUUCGCUAUAAGUAAGAUGUUAUUACCUCUAAAGGCUAAAUGCUCCAUAAGUUCAUAAUAAAAUUCAUAAUACCAUAGACUUCUUACAGGUUUCACCGCAUCGAUCUCCUAUUAAAAAGUGGAUGCACAAUCAGCGACCAAAAAACUUCCCCACUAAAUGAGUGCCAAACACAACUUCUUGGUGCUCAAUUCAAAUAGUCGCAUUUGCAAAUUCAACCUUAAACUCAACCCUUAAGGUUGAAUUUCCUCUGAAUUUGGGAUUUCACUGAAUAUUGGACUAUAUUUAAUGGUAUAAUUUUCUAAAAUUCUGAAACUGUCUAAGCAAAAUUGGCAAGUUUUUAAGUGAAUUUUUCUACAUGAUUGUGCAUCCUUUUAUUAUAAGAGGUUAAUGUUUCACUGCAAUCUAUAGGAGUAGGGAUAUAUUUUUCCGUAUUUUUUUUUUAAUUUUAGACAAUGGUUUUGACGAUAUUUAUAAAUUAGUGGUAUAUUUCGUCUAUUUUCUUCGAUAACUGUAUGCAAAUUAUUAAUUUGUAAAUUAGUAACUACAAUGGCAAUUUUUAAAUCAUAUGAUAAGUUCAUCCCAAACCAGGAUUCAAUCUUAAAUUGGAAUGCAACAGAAUAGUAUGUGUACGGAAAAUAUAUCUUUAUUUUAUUUAUUUAUUAUAAAAUAUCUUAUUAUUUAUUUAUAUUAUAAUAUCUUAGAGGCAAUAACGUUUUACUACUUGCUAUGUCAAUCAAUGUUCGUAGGAUAAAAUACCUUAAAACUUUUAUUGGACUGACAAAUUGUUCUUAAAAUUUUAAUAACUUUUAGUAGGUACUUUAAGACUUGAGUAAUUUUACUUCACGUAAUGUGGUUUUAACGCUUAUGCAAUAUUUAUUAUUAAGUUAUAAAGUUUUAGUGCAAUAUGUUAUUGAAAAUUGUGUGAAAUUUAUGUUUAUAAUGUUUUGUUUUAUUUUAUUUUUUAUAUACAAAUGUACGUGUCUCAGGAUCAUGAAUUAUUACGAAAUUCGGUAAAAACGUGAAUUGAAAAAAAAAAUACUUAUUUCAGUAUUAUGUGUAUGUAAGUUUAAUAAUUAUUACUUUUAUUAAUUUCAAGCAAUUUUACAUUGAAAUUAGGUGACUUUAUAGACUGUAGAUAUGAAGAAGUAAUUUAUUGUUACUUUUAAAUUAUUUCCAAAAUGUUUCCAAGAAUUUUAGUUGUAUGGAUGCCAGUCGUGGGUAGUUAAAGAGAGGUAUGUAAUGAAUGAAAAUGUCACGUGUAAACAGUAAAAUUGAGUUCUGGACGUCCUGCUUAGCUUUAAAUAGUUUACAGUAUGAUUUCUUUAAUAUAGACUAGACUAUUAGUCCACGUAAGUCUUAUUAUUAUCAUUUAAGUUUUAUUUAGUAUGAUAAUGAGUUUAAUUUAAAAUUAUUACUAUCUGUAAGAUCUCAGAUACUUAUAUGACAAAAAUAAUAUAAUCGCGGCAUAAUUAUUGAAUUUUAUGACACUAAAAGAUUUGAUCCAAAGGAAGGUAAAUGUAAUAAAAUUUUAUUUUAUUUUGUAUUAUGGUGUUUAGAUUUAGUUGUUUAGUGUUUCGAUUGCAAAUUAAUUAAAUAUGGAAUAAAUAACAUGUCUCUUAAAAAAAACUAUUAUUAUUUAUUAUUUCCAGACUGGAUUUUUUAUUAUUAUUAAUUAUUAUUAUUGGACUUUUUGUAAGCUAGUAAGCGUUAAAUAUACUCAUUAAGUUCUAGUUGAGUCAUAAUUGGUUUGUUUGGAUAUAUUUGUCUAGUCAACAAAAUGAAAAAUUCACAAAUUCUACAUUGAUUGUGGAAUUACGUAUUAUACUUAAUUAUCGUUUUUAUUUCAAAUUCAAAAACAUAUUCUAUUUAAUGUUAUUAAAAUUUAAGUCAGAUUUAAAGAUUUGCAGUCGACACAGUACACAUUUUUGGAUAACUUAAAAAAUAUUGUAAACAUAUGAGUUGGAUAUUUUGAAAAUUAUUUUAUUUUUUAUACGCUCGCUUAUAAAGUAAUAUUUAUACAAUCUCAUAUUGUGGACUAUGUUUAAAAUACUUGAAACUAUUAUUAUUGUAUCUUAACGACUUUCUCUUGUCAAUUAUUUUUGUAAAGUAUGCGUAAACCUUCGAGUACUAGCAGUUACAAUUAAAUUAUGAUUCAUUGCUCGUUGUCCAGUCUACAGCACCGGGUCGAUCAUUCGUUGAUAACCCGUUUGUUGUGAACUGUGAACGACUGAUUCUUAACGUCACUUAUGACGUGACAUGAAAUAAAAUAGCAAUAGAUUGACAGUUACUCGUGGCGUGUGAAACCGUAGACAGACAAAGCAAUAGACGAAUCCAUUCAUCCGUCGUUAUCGCUUCAAAAGUAGAACAAAUUAUGGGUGGAUUCUUUAAAAAAAUGAGACAAACCGUUUUGAAAUUCACUGACUUAAUGCGUGCCGUUUUCUCAGAUAAGAAUAAAUCAAACAAAUCGUUAUUUCAAGUAUUGGAAAUUAUAACAAUGUAUGAUUUUUUUAAAGAGCAACUGUUGAGUUUUAUUUCGGUUCUUCUCAGCAGAACCUGCCUUUCGAGACGGUGGUUGUUUUUACAAAUAAUCAAACUUGACGUUUCAAAAGUGUUUUAAACUAAGCCUACUUGAAAUAAAUAAAUUUCGACUUUUUGAAACGUGUGAGCACAAAAUUAUAGCCUCAACUUUUUUUUCAAUUAUAGGUAACCACUUAGUUAAAAAUUCAUCACAUCAAAUUCGAUAUAUGACUGACAACGACAUGCAAUCAAUUGUCUAUUUCGUCCUUUAGUCUACGGCAAAAACGCACUCGCGGAGUGGUCGUGAUUCGGUAUAAAAACAGACGUUCUACUUCUUCUUCGUCGUUACACUCUUGACAGAGUGGUCGUGGUCGUCAUUUGGGCGCGGUGGCAAGCCUCACUAUCCGUCGCCAUUCCUCCCGCAGUGUGGCUCUCCUAGAACAUUCGUGGAGCGAUCCAUGGAGAGCGGUUUUUACUUGAUCAGUCCAGCGCAUUGGUGACGUUCUACUACGUACUACCAAAAACAACUUUUCUUUAUAUCAAUUGUGUUUAAUUUAAAAUGAAAACUACAAUGAUUGUACUGUGUAAAGUUUACGCGCACUGCAUACUCGAGUUGUUAACUAUACUACGUAUUGUUGUAGUUGAACUGCUAAAUUGUUGUAGUCAACUCAUUUCGAACAUUAGAAGAUGAUGUAUAAUAUAUUUGUCCUUGUUUCUUCAUAAACAUUUUACAUGGA
Messenger RNA from Bicyclus anynana (squinting bush brown), 5211 nucleotides. Its product is annotated as follistatin-A. The record is from RefSeq and is a predicted model, not a curated record. Gene Ontology annotation, biological process: anatomical structure development. Gene Ontology annotation, molecular function: extracellular matrix binding; calcium ion binding; collagen binding. The transcript has 7 exons. Lineage: Eukaryota; Metazoa; Arthropoda; Insecta; Lepidoptera; Nymphalidae. The coding region runs from base 1 to 1251 and encodes 416 amino acids.